Stylophora pistillata is the source of this 2435-nucleotide messenger RNA. RefSeq names its product intraflagellar transport protein 22 homolog. NCBI's taxonomy places the organism in Eukaryota, Metazoa, Cnidaria, Anthozoa, Scleractinia, Pocilloporidae. The record is from RefSeq and is a predicted model, not a curated record.
CUUAAUACCGCCCCCGAAACUAAGUAAGCUCGAUAGCUGUCGAUGUCUUCAGCGAGGGGCUCCUAUCAACAAUCUCUGAUGGUAAACAAGCCUUCUCUGACAGCGAUAGCAGAUGUUACUUUCACCCUGCAGGCUUUUAACAACUGCAGAAUAUUCUCUCUGCCGUAUCGAUACAGCUUCCUGUUCGUUCAUAAGUGCAGUUAUAACAGUUUGCUUGUUCAACGGUUUCGUGUGAAUCUUGUACCUCGCGCGUCGAACUUAACGAUGAGUUUGAGCGGGAUGUAUAACGGAUCCCCGGGAGGUGAUAGAAGAACCAAGAAGGAGACUGUCUAUCUCGGGAUGUUCAAAGCAAAAAUUCUAGUUUUGGGACCUUGCGAGAGUGGUAAAACUGUUAUUACGAAUUUUCUUUCUGAUGCUACGGAAACAUCAGGAGGAGAGUAUCAUCCAACACAAGGGGUCAGAAUACUAGAGUUUGAAAGCAGUGGCAUAGAAAUAUCUCCUGGUAAAACUGCUAAUUGUGAGGUGGAGUUGUGGGAUUGCAGUGGAAAUCACAAGUUUUCUACCUGUUGGGCAGCUUUCCAAAAGGACACAAAUGGUGUUCUAAUCAUUUACAAUCCUGAUCAGUCCAGCCAUGACAAGGAACUAGAGACUUGGUACACCCAAUUUGUGCAAAGUCAAGGACUGAAGGAUUCACAAUGUAUGGUGUUUGCUCAUCGUCGCCCUUCUGCUGCUGAUACCACAAGGUCACAGAUACCAUCUGUACUGUCCAGAGUAAAGUGUAUACAGACAAACCUGGAUGAAGAACCAGAAACAGUAAGAGAUGAAUUUCACAAUUUCCUUGCAAAGGUUAUCAGCAACUGGACUGACAAAAGAGAUCAGGAAGAACUAAGUAUAAUGAACACAUGACGCUGUUUAAUGUCUGAGGAACCAUUGAGAGUUUUUCAUCUUAAUGUACAGACUAGAGCUUUAUGUCUUAUACAUUUUGGGUCGGUAUCUAUAACCCAUGCGGCAAGGUCCUUCAGUAACUUUGGCUCUCCCAAUAGAAAUGUUCAUAAACUGACAGGUGCUAAUAGAUAGAACUGUCUAUCAAAGUCAUGUUUUUAGUGGUCAGUCUUCAAGUUGUUUUAACCUUCAUGUGGCCUUGCAGCAACAUAUAAAGUCUCUAAAAUGUCAUAAUUUUUUUCAACACUUUGACGGUCCUUGCCUUACAGUUUUUGAAAAAUAGUGGGAAAUUCAUAAGACUACCCAACAAAGAAGUAAAGAAGAUAGUUCCUAAUAUAGUGAACUGGUUAAUAGUUUUUUAAAUUCUACUACAAUGUUCACUGUGUUGCAUACACAAAAGUUCGCCAUUUUCAGUCUGGUUUAAAAGAUGCCUUUUCUCUCCAAUAAGCCACUGACUUCCAAACUGCACCUUCCAAACAUUGAUGGAAGGUUUUUGAGCUGUUAAGCCCUGGCCAAAUGCAUGCAACAUUUCAAUGCAGUGUGUUGCAACAUUAUUGGAUUGUGUUGUGAGAUGAUGUGAAGGAGCUGGGCCAAGCAUGCGCAAUUAUCUGAAACAUCCAAAAACUGGGGCGGAUCCAGGGGUGGUUGGAGUGGUUCGGUCGAACUCCCUAAAUUUUCCCUCAAAAUGCUGGAAAUCAUGUUUCCAAAGACUUAAUUUUCAAAAUCUCCCGGGGAAGCAUGCCCUCGGACAAUUCUCUGAACCCCCCUUGACUUAAUUAAGCCUGGAUCUACCCCUGCAAAAAUGCUGCAACACAAAUGUGACCAUUUUCAAACUUGAUCCAACACUAUCCAAAAUCUUGCAACAUGUUGCUAAGGGUUGACCAAAGGUGUUGCAUGCAACAAUGUUGUAAGAUGUUGCACUAAAAUGUUGAGUGAUUUGACCAGACCUUUAGAGAGAUUAAGAGUAAAGUUUUUCUUGUACACCCUCAACUCCCUGUUAACCUUUCUGUUCAUAAGUUCAGCUGGGUAAAGUCUUAGGUGAACUCUGCAAGCCAUCCUUGGCAUAAAUGGCCCUUUUUGAUGGUGAUCACAACAGGCAUUAUCUAAAGAAUUGAAAAAUGACUUUAAGGACUAAGGAAUACUCAAAGUAAAACCAACCAAACUUUCUUAAGAGGGGAAAAAUGCAGGUGACCAAUAUGUGAUUGGUAUUGGUUUUGUAUCUGAGCAGCUGAGAGAUUGGCCUGAGUUUUCUGGACCAAUCUCAGAGCAAAGUAGGGAAAGACCAAUGCAAUUGUGGAGUGCUUUCAACACUCAAUUGAAAAUUGCCUUUACUUGGGUGUGGGAAAUAAUCUAAGAUUGCAUUGGUUUGCUUUUAUUUGCUCCGUCACUUGUCUAAGAAACUUGUGCAGCUUUGUCAAUCAAUCAGAUGAAAAACUAGGACCAAUUGUAGCUGGUUCAUUAUAGUCGCACAAUAAAACAUGAAUUGUUUGUAA